Molecule: messenger RNA, 3629 nt
Organism: Drosophila ananassae
Lineage: Eukaryota; Metazoa; Arthropoda; Insecta; Diptera; Drosophilidae
Gene: dpr1
Product: zwei Ig domain protein zig-8
Exons: 8
Coding region: 703-1836 (377 amino acids)
Biological process (GO): synapse organization
Cellular component (GO): neuron projection membrane
Source: RefSeq, a predicted model, not a curated record
UCAGUUUCAUUCUGCAACUCGAAAGCAAAGCACGUGUUUCUGAUUUAUGUGACGCGGGCUAGUAGCCACCGGACUUCUUAGUGGAGAGUGUUUUUUGGGCUCAGAAAAAAAGGGCCUAAUGAGUCGAGGGCCCUGCGUGUUAAUGGCGAAUUAAUGACGGGCGAUUAAAAUGCAAUAGCCACGUGCAUAAGCCCCAUAAUGAGUUGAACCAUUCGGACUCGGACUCAGGAACCAGGCCGCAAAAUACACAAAGUUAAACUAGAGUGCGAUACAGUGCGAUAAAUCAAGUAGCUCCUACUUAGCGGCUCUGUUUUGGGGCUUAAGAUCUUUUUCAAAGUGAGAAGAGAAGAAUUUGUGCAAAACUCAAUUUGUGGAACAAAAAAACGGUCCACAAAAAAAGGGAAAACGCUUAGUGAAAAAGAACACAAAAAAAGAAUUAAAUAAAAUAUAAAGUAAGAGUAAAAACCGUGCAGAGGAAACACUUUCAUUGGUCCCCAGGCAGAGCUUAGAACCGAGACUUUUUUCCGGCUCUAAUUUGACGGAAUCGUUAGUUGACCAACAAGGUCCUAUCCCCAGGAACCGCCUUCCCCCGCAACCACACCCCGAGUGUUGGCGGAUCGCGUGCCGAGGAGUACAAGCGUAAUAACAAUAAAGUUGCCGGAUAACAACCGCAGAUAUUGAGGAUACAGCAGCAGACACAGAAUGAGUGCGAUGUCCCUGCCAUCCAGAGCCAAUUUCGGAUUACUCAACUGGCUCAACGGCUGGAUGCUGCUUCUGUCGAUGGUUCUGCUACGAGGCUACAGCGCUGCGAUUGCCCCGACGCCGCCCACGACAACGACCACCACAAUCUCGCCCUCGAAUCUGCUGCCCUACUUCGACUUUGAUGUGCCGCGCAACUUGACCGUAACCGUUGGCCAGACCGGCUUCCUCCACUGCCGUGUGGAGCGGCUCGGCGAUAAGGACGUCUCCUGGAUUCGCAAACGUGAUCUGCAUAUCCUCACCGCCGGCGGCACCACCUACACAUCCGAUCAGCGUUUUCAGGUUCUACGACCCGAUGGCUCCGCCAAUUGGACCCUUCAAAUCAAGUAUCCCCAGCCCAGGGACUCGGGCGUCUACGAAUGCCAAAUCAACACGGAGCCCAAGAUGUCACUGUCCUACACCUUCAAUGUUGUGGAACUCAAAGCUGAAAUCUUUGGGCCUCCCGAUCUAAUGGUGAAAACGGGCAGCGACAUCAACCUAACCUGCAAAAUUAUGCAAGGUCCCCAUGAAUUGGGCAACAUAUUCUGGUACAAAGGCAGCGAACUGCUCGAUGGGAAGAGCGAGAACGAAAUCGACAGCUCCACAGCCCGGAUACGCGUUGAGGAUGAUUGGACCGACGGCCUGACUUCAAGAUUAAAAAUCAAGCGCGCCAUGCCCGGCGAUACUGGCAACUACACCUGUGUGCCGACGGUGGCAAAAACGUCGAGCGUCUAUGUGCACGUAAUUAUUGGCGAACACCCGGCGGCCAUGCAACACAACUCGAGCAGCAACAGCAACAGCUUCUACUGCGGCAUCUGCUGCAUGCUGCUGAGCAUUGUCUCGUGCUGCCUGCAGCACUUUUACCAGGCCGGGUGUGGAUACGUCCGCAGCUCUUCAAUGACGGCAUUGUGGCCUUCUCGGCGAGCAGCGUUAACAACCAGAAAAACACGCGUAACGUCGGCAGCAUCUCCUGCCAUUGCAACAUCCACAGCAGCAUCAGCAACAGCAGGAGCUGCGGCACCAUCAGCAGCAACAUCCUCGCCAGCAACGUGCAACAUGCUGAGAGAACGCCUCGCGGCGGUACAGUGCAUGAGAUGAAGGAAUAAUCAGCACACAGAUGAGGCAGCAAACCACUAAGAUUGCACCAAAAAAAAAGAUAAAAUAACCAAAAAAUUUAAGACACACACCCACGCCAACACACACACUUAACAUAUUCAAGGUGAUUUAAGUUUUUUAUGCAUCGCAUUCGGGGGGUUCAGGAAUAAGUAUUUACGGACUAUCUUCUAAGACGAAUGCACUUAGUGGAAGCAAAAGUAUAUUAUCCGAUAAGUGUUUAAUUAUAUAGCAAGGAAGGGGAACUCCAGGCUGACAGCAUGAGGCCCGUGGAGGAUCAUAAGCUAGUUAAAUGUUCUCAAUGGUAAACCUCGAAUAAGAAGAACUAUUAUGUAUACUUUGCUAAACGUUUUUGGUUCUUGUGUACUGGUUUUUGAACUUAUCGGAAUAUUGAACUGAAUUUGGCAAGAGAAUGGAAGGAAUAAACAAUAUUGCGUGUUGAUCUCUGAUAGAAAAUAUCCAUUGCACACCCAUAGCGAAUCUACUCACACACUGUCAUUACGAAAUAAGACUUACUAGCUAUAACUAAGCCUAAUAGCCCCAACCGAGACUACCAACCGAAUAAUUUGGAAGUGCUCUUCCGAUUCCCCACUUCAAUGCAAUCCUCCAACUGCCAACUACCCGCACUCUCCAGUAGACCAUUUCAUCGAAUAUUUGGAUAAAAAGUUGCUGUAAAUAAUUGCCAAUCGACAGAAUAUUAUUCGCAAGUACUUCAAUCUCAAUGUAAGCUUUUCCGAUUGAACGGUAUAAUUGUGUUGUGUUUGAGUAGAGAGAUAAUUGCUUUGCACAUUUACCAUUUAUCAGUUUUAGGCAUUAGCUACGAUUAGGUUAACACGAUGAUAUAUGUACUUAUAGCCAAUAAGCCUAUAAUAAACUAUGAGAGCCGACUCUUCAUUUUCAUCCAUCAGCGUUUGAAUAUUAUAGAAAAUCCUUGUUGAUGUCAGCUCCGAUUGGGGUCAGUCGCGUUUAAUGUAUAUAAUUAGUUUUGGCUAGAAUAAAAACACAACAAAAAAAUUUAAAACAAAAAAAAACUAAUAACAAAAGUGGGGAUAAAUUUGCAAAUAAAUACAAUUUAUAAUUGUGCUAUCGAUUUAAUUGAUACGAAUGCAAUGCGAAUGUGCAGGCACUGUAAAUAAAUUCAUUAGUAGACGAAAUUGUAAUUUUAAUUAACUCUUAAAUGAUAUAAACUGAUAAACUGAUUCGAGAGUUGGGAACCCUUCUAGUUGGUAAGCCGCACACCGCGAAAAAAAUUGAGAAGAACUAUCCGAGAAGAACUAUCUAAAAAGCAAAUAAAAACGCAAGAUACACAAAUUCAAAUAAUAGAAAAAUAAUAGUUAAAUUUAAUAUGGGCCCGCAUCUUGUAAAUAGAAUGAAUGGAUCUUACAUUAACGAUUAAUCGCAGCUGGAAAUCACUUAACACAGAGACCCCUUGAGAUCAUUGUAUUUGUGUCUACGGGGAUCAGAGUCCCCCGAUCUACAAGAAAAUAAAAAUAAAAAAAAUUAAGAAAAAACAAUAACGAAAACUUUAUCGAAUACAAUACGUAAUACGUAUGAGUGAAUGUCACAGAAUAGCCGCCUAAAAGUGUAUUCAUAUAUAAACCAGGUACUCUCAGAAUAUUUAUACGUGUGCGUAUCUAUAGGUGGCCCACAUAUGCAUAUACAGAUAGGAAUGUUUAACAGCAAAAUAAAAAGAAAAUCACACACGGACACUGCAGGCGAGAGUUUUGUGAAAUGAAAUGAAACCGAAUCGAUUCAAUAAAAUUAUGAUUUAGAAAAUU